UCCGGGGCCGCCCUCCCGGUCGAGCAGCCCUGCCCCGUUUCCCCGCGGCCGCAGCGCCCCUAACGCCGCCGGUGCAGCCGCCGCCGCCGCCGCCGCCCGUAUUCCCGCCGCCGCCGCCUCGGCCGCCGCAGCGCCGACAGCAUGUCUCGGAGGAAGAUUUCGUCCGAGUCCUUCAGCUCCCUGGGCUCCGACUAUCUGGAGACCAGCCCCGAGGAGGAGGCGGAGUGCCCGUUGUCCAGGCUCUGCUGGAACGGCGGCCGCAGCGCGCCCGGGCUGCCCGAGCCCAGAGCGGCGCACGUCUCCGCCCGAGCCCCGGCGGCCGGCGCAGCAGCCGCCGCCGCAGUCAGCGCCGCCACAGCCGGGGCCAGGCGAGCGCAGCGCCGCCGGCGGGUCAACCUGGACUCGCUGGGCGAGAGCAUCAGCCGUCUGACGGCGCCCUCGCCCCAGAUGAUACAGCAGACUCUCAAGAGGACACUGCAAUAUUAUGAGCACCAAGUUACAGGUUAUAGGGAUACGGAAAAGAAUUUCUACAAUAUCUCUAACAGAUGCUCCUAUGCAGACCAUUCCAACAAAGAGGACAUUGAAGAGGUCUCAGGAAUUCUUCAGUGUACUGCUAAUGUACUCGGUUUGAAGUUUGAGGAAAUCCAAGAAAGAUUUGGUGAGGAGUUCUUUAAUAUAUGCUUUGAUGACAAUGAGAGAGUCCUUCGAGCUGUAGGUGGCACAUUGCAGGACUUUUUUAAUGGCUUUGAUGCUUUGUUGGAACAUAUUAGAACUUCUUUUGGAAAACAGGCCACUCUAGAGUCACCAUCAUUCCUAUGCAAAGAGCUCCGUGAAGGUACUCUUAUACUCCACUACUUCCACCCUCACCACAUUGUGGGGUUUGCAAUGCUUGGAAUGAUUAAGGCUGCGGGAAAGAAGAUCUAUCGGCUGGAUGUGGAAGUGAACCAGGUCGCUGAGAAACUGUGCUCUGAUGGUUCAAACCCAGGCAAUUGUAAUGGCCUCGCUUUCCUUAUCAGACAAUGUGAAAAUGCUAAUGUCACGAAGAACCUUCCUCAGGGAACAUCCCAAGUUCCUGCGGACCUCAGAAUUAGCAUCAACACCUUCUGCAGAGCCUUCCCUUUUCACUUGAUGUUUGACCCCCACAUGUCAGUCCUUCAGCUGGGGGAAGGCCUAAGGAAGCAGCUCCGAUGUGACACUCACAAAGUGCUCAAGUUUGAGGACUGCUUUGAGAUCAUUUCUCCGAAGGUUAAUGCCACCUUCGAAAGGGUUCUGCUGCGCCUGUCCACCCCAUUUGUGAUUAGAACCAAGCCUGAGGCUUCUGGCACUGAGAAUAAAGACAAGGUGAUGGAAGUUAAAGGACAAAUGAUCCAUGUCUCGGAAUCAAAUUCCAUUUUAUUCUUGGGUUCUCCAUGUGUGGACAAGUUGGAUGAACUUAUGGGACGAGGGCUACAUCUCUCAGACAUCCCUAUCCAUGAUGCUACUCGAGAUGUCAUCUUGGUUGGUGAGCAGGCAAAGGCCCAGGAUGGGCUGAAGAAGAGGAUGGAUAAAUUAAAAGCAACUUUAGAAAGAACUCACCAGGCCCUGGAAGAAGAGAAAAAGAAAACAGUGGAUCUUCUAUACUCCAUUUUCCCUGGUGAUGUAGCCCAGCAGUUGUGGCAAGGGCAGCAAGUGCAGGCCAGAAAGUUUGAUGAUGUCACCAUGCUGUUUUCAGACAUUGUUGGCUUCACAGCCAUAUGUGCCCAGUGUACCCCCAUGCAAGUCAUCAGCAUGCUGAAUGAACUGUACACAAGAUUCGACCACCAAUGUGGAUUUUUGGAUAUUUAUAAGGUGGAAACAAUAGGUGAUGCAUACUGUGUUGCUGCAGGGCUCCACAGAAAAAGCCUUUGCCAUGCUAAACCCAUUGCUCUGAUGGCCCUGAAGAUGAUGGAACUUUCAGAAGAGGUGUUGACACCUGAUGGAAGACCAAUUCAGAUGAGGAUAGGCAUUCACUCAGGCUCUGUGCUGGCUGGAGUUGUUGGGGUAAGAAUGCCACGAUAUUGCCUGUUUGGAAAUAAUGUCACUCUGGCAAGCAAAUUCGAAUCAGGAAGUCACCCUCGACGCAUCAAUGUCAGCCCAACAACUUACCAAUUAUUAAAACGAGAAGAAAGUUUCACAUUCAUUCCUCGGUCCCGUGAAGAGCUUCCAGACAACUUUCCAAAAGAAAUCCCUGGUAUCUGCUAUUUCCUGGAGGUAAGAACUGGUCCUAAGCAGCCAAAGCCUUCUCUUUCUUCAUCGAAAAUAAAAAAGGUUUCCUACAACAUUGGCACUAUGUUCCUCCGGGAGACAAGCCUCUGAGACCUGCUGCAGAUCAAAGACUCCUCCAAAAAGCACAAGCCCAGAACAUGGGUCAUGACAGGAGAAUGAAGAGAGAGAUUUCUCUUUCACUGCUUUGUUGAGAACAAGCAGUGGAAUUUCUGUUAUGUCAGGCAAUAAUCCUGGAAAAAGAUGGGUUAUGACUGUCAAUAAAAAACCUGGAGAGCAAGGGGGUAAUGUAUUUGUUCUUAUGAGUGAUUUGGGUCAUAUAUAUAUUAUAUAUGUAUAAUACAUAUAUAUGUAUUUUAAUUAAUUACAAAUGUGGGGCCCAUUCAAAACUAAUCAACAGUCCAUGUUUUCUUGUUUGUCACACAUAUAGGUAUCUUUAUAUAUUUGUAUUGCUUUUGAAAGCCAGUUUUGAUUAUAUAUUCCUACAUUUAGUGAGUUGGUAUGAGAGGAAUAUUUUCUAAUUUUGUUUUUCUGAGCAGACAUUUCAUACAUAUAUCUUGGCAGUGUGGUAAACUUCCCAGCAGGAAAAACUGUUAACUGCAAAAUAUUUUAGGGAUAUUACCUAUUUUUAUACAUACCUCUAUAUAAUUUCAUGCAGCACUAGAUUUUUCAGAAUAUGCUACUGUAUAGUUGAUACAUUAUAUAAUUCUAACUUAUAAGUUAAAUAUAGUUUCACUUAGACUUAAACAUAACCUAGGAUUUCAGAUGCCAAGAAAGCAUUGUAUAUCUACUUAGUAAUUAUAUCUUUUAGAUCUCAUUAAUGUAUCACAGAAUCCAAAGGAAAUGGAAUUUCCUAAUAGCAAACGUAUGUAUCUGUAACCAAGAUUAAAGAUCUUUUUGCUAUUUUCUAAGAAAUAACAGUGAAAAUAAAAUGCUUUGCUACACUGGACCCUUUCAACUUAGCACUUCUAAAUAUACAUAGUUUUUACAAUAUAUUAAAUUAUAAUAAACAGCAUCCUACUAAAUGACAUGGAAGUCUUUCCCCCUCGCCCUGUCACCUUCUUCAAUGUAUGCUUCCGAAAGGCUAACUGCCCAACUUGGGGAUAAAUUACUAAACACUGGCAUUAGUGAGAAAGAAGUGUAGGUUAUUUUGCCAAGGAUGUUGUUUAUUCUUGCAUAAUAAAAACAAGGGAAAAUGUGCUUUAUGAAUUUGAGAUUUUUUACUGUUCUUCCAUAGUUUAUUUGAUGUGACUUUUAAAUUCAGUGAAUCACCUUCAUUAACACUGAAGUAUGCCUAACCUCCAUACUUAGUAAUCACAGUAGUUACAGAUAGGCUUUCAUUGCAUGUUCUGAUUAACAAUGCAUGAAAAUAUUAUUACAGACUCACCCUGAAAUUAGGAGCACAGUGUGUCCACAAUUUUCCUAAUUUGGUUCAGAUAUAAAAACUAAGUUUCUCUUCAGUCUAAUUAGUUAGAAAGUAUUGUUUCCUUGAAACCUUGUGGUGGCCAGUUUCUUACUCCAGUAAGUAUAUUCAUCGGUAGCUUAUGUCUACUGAAUAAAACACAUUUUUCUGUUUAGGGUUUUGACUGCAUUAUGAUUUGCUUAUCACAUAACUCAGUUAAGGAAUAUAUUAACUAGUGUCCAAUGUAGUCUGUGAGGAUUAAUUAGUGUUUUCAAGCUCCCUAAGUAUACAGCUAGGAAAUACUUUUAGAUAUGCAAAAUAUUUGUUAUAAUGGUUAUCAUUUUUAUAAUGAUUGAACUCUGUCUCUCCUUGGAGCAUAAGAGGACACAAGUGUAACACUUUUCAUGUGGAGAUAGGACCUAGAUCCUGAACUCUCUGAAUCCUUGCCUGUCCCUCCAUUCCUUGGAUCUAGGUCUCUGUUUUUAACCACAUCUGAGCAAGAAGGCCAGGGUGUUUAUAGGAAGCUGUGGAGGCAGAGGACAAGGUGCUCUCAUAUGAAUAAUUACUCACAAAAUAAUUUCUUUAGUGGCCUAGAAGAUUAACUCACUUCUUCCAUAGGAAAUAGAGGGCAAGCUUACAGUCAGUGUGGAAAGAAUAGGCUCUGGGAGCACUUUAAUCCUCCUGCUGAGACUAGGAAAUGCCUUAGCUAUGCCAGUGGUCUUCUUAUAGCGCAGGAGCAUGCGGAAAGAACCAAACUCACUGAAGUCAUUUAUGCUUAUUCUGCACAGUCACUUAAAGCAUAUUGUGAAAUAGUAAAUUGUAAGUAUUUUAAUCAUAACCAAUGUGUUUUGUGACCAUAAGGCUGAAAGGGACUUCCAAGAAUCAUCCGAUCUAUUUCUCUGCUUUUUGUAAAGAUUUGUCUAAGCAACUAUUCUAAACAUAUGGUUAUUUUCUCUAUACUUAAAACUAUCUGUGGGAAGCAUAUUGUAAAAGCAUCCUCGACAAUCUACUUCAUUAUCUAGUAGUUGCUGAUAGGGCUUGGGAUAAGAAUUGUAUAUAUUCAAUUUGUGAGACGAGUAAGCUCUUUCUUAGUUUAUAUGAUUUUACUUAGAGAAAAGUAGCUAUUUACAUUGUCACAAAUGUCACAAUGAAGAAUAUGCCAGAGAUCUAUUCAAUAUCACAAACAGGAUGUAAACUACAUUUUUCAUACAAUAUAUAUCUUUGAAGAUAUAGUCUGAGGCAAUAUUCUGAUCUGUCACAUUUUUCCAACCUAGUACAGCUGACUUAUAGUAGCUGCACUCUUCCUAUAUGUAUUUGCAAAAUAUGGUAUAAAAUGGCAAUUCAUUCUAGCUGCAAUCAUAGAAUUUAGAGGCUGUGAAAAAGCAUUAUAUUUUUAUGUGUCCUAUAGAGUACAAUACAUGUAUCCUCCAUUAGCAAUUGUGAUUGUAAUAACGGGUGGCAUUUGGUAUUUCAUUUGACAAAUAUCUAUACAGUAUUUGCAUGGACAAACUAUUACAUCCAUCAUGUGUUUUAGUGUGGCAGAUUGGAAGGAAUUUAAAUGAAUGUCCCUUUAGAAAUCAAGUGGUAUUAAAUUGGGGAAAUGGCUUUACCCACUCUAAAGGGGAUACUUUAAGGGAAAAAAUGGCACCUAUAGUCCUCUGUUUCAGUUAUCUUUCAAGCAACUGGUUUGAAGAAGUUACUUUAUGACUAGCCAUCAGUACCAAACCUUCAUGUUGGCAUCAAUACAAUUUUAAUGGAGAGAAUGUCAUUGUUUACAAAUAAAUGAGUCAUAUAACAAAGCCAGAAACCCCCCAUAAGUACCCAAAACAUACUGUACAGUAUGUGCUUUGUGAACCGUAAUAAAUAAGUAACAGCCAUAAUAAAAAGAAUAAUGCUCAAUGCCUAAAGAACACAUAUAGUUGGGACUCUUGACUGUGUAGUGUUGAGUAGAGAUGGGAAGGAAGAAACAACUUCUAGAUAACAGUUUAGUCCAACUAUCUAAAAUCGGCCUUGAUACUCAUCUCUUCUCUUAAAAAUUUAAAAUAUUUUUUGAUUUCCCUUUUAAUGUCUGAUUAUGUGUGAAAUCCAGUGAGCUGUGUAUGACCAAUGGUGACUCUGAGACAGGCACUGAUGGCCUAAGACUUGAGAGUGGGUUUAUGGGGGAUCCAGUGCUUCAAGUAUGUAUUCUCAAGAUCUCACACUUUUCUUAUCUAGUAACAAUAGUAGCAGGAGCAUAGCGUUUUAGUGUCAAAGUGCAAAGUUGCGUGUCUCUCCAGGAGCAAAAUAGAACAACAACUUAAACAAAAUCUCAUUCACAAGUCUUAAUUUGGCAAAUUCCUCCAAAGAGUUAUAGCAAUAAAGCAAAAUUAAAUUGACGGAUAGAGAACACAAAAUCACAGAGAAUUUGGAAAACUGCCAGGAUGUCUUUUUCUACAGAAUCAUACUGAUAUUAGUUGAAAUGGUAUAUCUGAUAUCAUGAGGUAUAAAGAGGGAGCUCAAGAUUAUGAAUGUCAUUAAAAAUAUUUAUUGAAGAUUCCUUGUAUUCCUAACUCAAGGCAAGUUUGCGGAUUAUUAGAGAAGACAGUAAAACUUGCAUUUGUAGGUUUUUGUGUGUAUGCAUUUUCAGCACAACUUAACCCAUGCCCAGAUCCUCUCUUACUCCAUGCUGUCAUUGGAAACCAUCUUACCAAGUCAAGUUUGGUUCCAUCAAACCCCAUUUUCUCUGUACCUCUGAACCUAACAUGGCCAUAGAAAGAGUUGCAGAUGCCUAUUUUAGACAGAUUGGAAGAUACACAAAACUCCAGGCCCAAGUAACAAAGCACAUAUCAAGUGAACUAACCAUUCUUAGUUGAGCUGGAGUCAUAUACAGGUAUAAAUGCUUAUACCUGUAGCUUCUUUCUCUGCUCUCUUCAAAAUACAAUCUGGCUCUAAGCACUUUGUGCAAUUUCAAUACAUGUUCCUUCAGAAUGAAUUACACAUGGCUCUGAAUAGGCUCUGGGUGGCACCAGAUGUCUUUCAGCCAACAAUACCUAGAAAUUCAAGUCUAAGACCUAAGCCCUAUAUUAUAGCCUGGGUAUUUCUCUUAGAUUAUACCCUGAUGCUGGGAAAGAUUGAGGACAAGAAGAGAAGGGGCAACAGAGGAUGAGAUGGCUGGAUGCAUCACUAACUCAAUGGAUAUGAGUUUGAGCAAACUCAGGGAAAUAAUGAAGGACAGGGAAGCCUGGCAUGCCACAGUUCAUGGGGGUAACAGAAUCGGACACAACUUGGUGACUGGAAAACUAUAGCAGAUCUUUGGCUACAAAAAUUAUGCCAUUUCAGAGGCUUCUAUGAGCAUAUCUUAUUAGAUGUAACCUGAAAAACACAAUGCCCAAGAGGCUUAAUUAUUAAAGUGUAACAUACUACAUUCUGCAUGAUGAUUCUUUAAGGGUUGCUCUUGGUAUGAAUACACUUAAUUUAUAACCAGCUGACUUAACAUGUACAUAAACUGUGUUAACAUGAUUGAACGAAUUUUACUGUUAAAUGGAUAAACUGACUGCAGCUGUGGACUCAGUUUCAUGCUCCUCCUGGUCUUGAAUGAAGAACAGACACUGAUAUUAUAUACAGACUAACAUAAAUUUUGUCAGAGCAUUUUGAGACAGCGUGCAAAAUUCCUUAUACUUGAUUCGAAAAGUUGAAGCCUGAGUAUUAUGUUACCUUUCUGUUUACUUCCUUCUUUUGUUCCUUUUUUCCUUUCAUAAAAGUCAUUGCUCCUUCUUUUCUUUCUUCUUCCUUUCAUUAAAAAGUCAUUGAUACAUUUCUAAACAGGAAGAAUCACAGCUAAUCUUAUGUUACAGAAUAGUUUUAGUUUUAUAAAGUAAUAAACAAUGCGCAUUUGUGUGCACUGAAUGUAGAUAUUACAUGAUUAAAAGGAAUGACAUGUUGGAAGGACUUGGCAUAUAGAGAAGUAAAGUCUGUGUCUUUAUUUCUGUUGUCUGUGACACACAAACCACAGCUUCAGCCACGUGCCUCGUUGGCAGUUCCAUCCUUACUAAGAAAUGAUCCUGUUCAAUGUUUCAACGCAUCGCUUGGCAGUGUCUGUGCCUUAGGAAGCUUUUAGUAGUGGUAGUAGUUUAGUCACUAAGUCACGUCCGACUCUUGUGACCCCAUAGACUGUAGUCCGCCAGGCUCCUCUGUCCUUGGGAUUCUCCAGGCAAGAAUACUGGAGUGGAUUGCCGUUUCCUUCCCCAGGGCAUCUUCCCCACCCAGGAAUCAAACCCAGGUCUCCUGCAUUAUGGGCAGAUUCUGUACCAACUGAGCUAUGAAGGAAGACCUGAGGAAAUUUUAGGGACACAAAUUACUGGGCUUUACCUUUAAGAUUUGGAUUCAGUAGGUUUCAGGUGAAGGCUUAGGAAUCUAUAUUUAGAAAAUCACUCUAGGUUAUGCUAAUAUACAGCCAGAUUUGGGGAUCAUUGAAUAAUAUUCAAAUAAUCCCAAUUACUAGGAAUAAAUACAAGCUGACUGAGAUAGAAAUAUAUUAUUUUAUUUGUAGUUAUUUUUAAAAGCAAAUGCUCCAGGUUUCAUAGCAUUAUUUCUUUCACAAGUUUUAAUUUUUCAGCUUUGGUUUCAAAUUUAUAGUCCACUUUUUGAGCAUAAGUCUUCAAAUUUACUAUAGACUUAAGUCAAUACUGAUAAGCAUGAGGGAUUAAUAUUGCUCACUAUUAGGAAUUCUAGACACAGUAAGAUUUUCUUAGAAACUGCCAGAGCUGUGCAGAGAACAUCACAAUAUUUGCUGACCCUUACCACCAAGAUAUGAACUAUGACUGUUUGGACAGAGAAGUAAAUGUCAAAGUAACAGCCUUACUUCUGAAUGCUUUGAUUUUUAUGUUCUAAAACAUCACCAACGUAAUGCUUAGUCUCACUCUGUACUUUUCACAUUGAAUCAUACAUUCAUCUAAAAAUUAUGUCCUAGCAAUAUUUUAUAACAACCUUUAAGCAAUAAUCUAAGCCAUGAUGAUGAUGAUGUAUGAAACUUGCAGUCCUCUGCAAGUUCAGGGAAAGAGAGACAUGUCUUACAUAAGCAAUAAUAUAAGUAGUGUGGACUUUUAAAUGAUAUUCACCAUUCUACUACAGCAAAAUGAGCAGCAAGGGAUAGAUAAAAAAUUAUCUGAGCAGGUAACAUGCUUAAUCUCUCUCAUAAAUUCUUCAUUUUCACACAUGCUAUGAAGUAAUUGAUAUGUUCUGAUCAGAUUGUUUCAAAUAUAUAAUUAUUGAUAUCUAUCAUAAUAUGAUUUCUAUUCCUCUGAAAGCAUUGUGAAUGUUUUACACCCAGAUUUUCAGAUCUUUGUAGUAUAUAAUAAAUAGAAGUUUUUAAGUAUAGAUAAAUGAGCAAGAAUAUAGAAUGGGUUGGAUGAACUAAUUGAGAGUGUAGGCUUGGCAAAAAUAUAGAUACACCUUGGGAUAAGGUAAUUAAUUCAACUAUUUGUUUUAUUAGGUCUGAUAAGAUGAAAGUUUAAAGAGUCAUUUUCACUGUUUUCUGUGAUACUGAAUGUUUAGUAGGUACAAUAAUAUUUUGGCUUUCAGAAUGUGAUUGGUUGAAAUUCAUCUGUAGUAUAAUUUUAAAAUGUCUGAAAAUUAUUGUGUAAUUAUAUUUUAAAUAGCCUGUACUUUUCAUUUGACAAUUACACUAAAGCUCACAGGCUUCAGAAUGAUUAAUUCAUAUUUCUAUUUUCUUAAAAUAUAAUUUUAAUCAGAUACAGCAUGGUUAAUAAUAAUCAGUCCUUUAGUAGUUAAAUUGUUCCUCCCUCAUUUAGAAUCAUGUAUCAGGAUUACAACUAAAGUAACAGGUAAAUUUAUGAUACACUGAGGUACUUCUAAUCAUCUGAUUAUUAUUUAGCAAAAUCAUAUAAGGUCAGAAUCCAUUCCUAAGCCUCUAAAUAAGAAUGUUGUUUAGUCGUUAAGUCAUGUCUGACUUGUUGUGACCCCAUGGACUGUAGCCUGCCAGGCUCCUCUGUCCAUGAGAUUACAGCUUCUAUUAUUGUCUAGAUGGAUAAACUCCCUUAUAAUUUUGAAUCUGAACACAAUUGGAAUCGUGAGUGAACUUGCUAGUAUUUUACCUUUCAACUACCAACAUCAAAGCUUAAAUUAACAUCCUCCUACACACAGUUUAUAAAAUUCCCCUAUAAAAAUUAAACAGGGUGUGUUGAGUCACUGGGAAAGUUGUUUAUUUUUUCCUACUGAGAAAGCAUUUGAUGAUCAUCUUCUUGUAUAUCAUUGGAAGCUUAUACCUUAAUAUGCUUUUGAUAAUAAAUAAUAAAAAUAUUGAGUCCACUAAAAAUUACAGUAAAUUUAAUUUCCUCAGUUAUGUAGUUGCUGAUCAGACCACUCUUAAUGUUAGACUUAAGUACUAUUGCUAAUUAUUUGAAAGCAGAAGAGACAAGAAAAACUAAAUGAUGAGCUUAAGUAACAGCUUUUUUCUAAUUCUUUUGAUAUAUAUUUUUUAAAUAAAGGAAUUGGUUUAUAUUUAAUCUUCCUCUGUGGCCUUUUGGCUAGUUGGAGAUAAAGAAGGGAUUCUACUAAAUGAAUUUUUACUGUGGGCUAUUAAGUGUAAUUAAUAAGUAGAACAGUAAUGUAUUAAUUGGGAUAAAAUCAGAAUUCUGCAAAAUUGUUUCCUCACAUUCCUUACUUUUUUUAAAGACAGUUCUUCCCAUUUUGCUGCCUGGCAUCAGACUCAGUACACAGGGACAGAUGGAGGGGUGGGAUGAGCAGGAGCUUUAGAUGAGAUUGGUUAGAGAUUGAACUUUUUUCUUUGUGAAAGUAUACACACUCCUAAAGGGAGGCAGUUUUCAUAAUAGACACAUGUGCUUUAGUGAAAGCCAAAUGAUUUGCUCAUUUUUAUUUUAAAAAGAAAAUAGAAAAAAAUCCUUCAUGAACUAGUUUCAGUUUUCUUAGGAGGUAGUGACAACCUCUUAGCAGGGGCACACAUCUGUGAAACUGGAAUUAGAAGCUCACAAAGCUAUAUAUAGAGACUCUGAAGGUGGUAGAUACAGCUAGUUUUGGUUACGAUGAUUAAGAUCAAUGCAAGUGUCAGAAUAUCUGGACUUGAGGAGCAAAGAAGAAAAAAUACCAGAUCAGAUCAGAUGUAUAUCACAGAAAGCCUGUGAAAAUUAGCACAAAAGACUAUCUGUGUUCAAGUAAUACUAAAGCAAAAUAUUUUUUUUCCUGCCUGGUUGAGCACAAUUUGAUUUUGUACUUCAUUUUUUGUUGUUGUUGUUCUGACAUUAUAGAAGUUAUAUCAUUCUCUAGUUGGAAAAUCUAAUCACAAAGAUUAGGAAAUAUUUAUUCUGUGUAGUUACAUCUAUAAAAUGGCUUGGGGGAUCUAUACUAUAUUCUAUAUUCUUCUUCACAUUGCUUACAAAUUGGGCUUUAGCUGCAAGCAAACAGGUGAUCAACUUUAGAGGAGAUAAAAGAUUUUAUGACACCAGGCCUUUCCAUCUUAUUCUGGGAUGCUCCAGAGUCCUGGAGCUGGGGAGACAAUUACCUCACAACAUUUGAUGAUGUUCUGAGAGAUGAAGGUGUACUCCCAGUCUUUUAAAAUUAAACGGGUUAGUCUCUAAACAUCAUUUAAAGAUGUUUCACUUUACAUGAAGCUAGUUAAUUCAAGCAGUUUGUUUAGAACUGAAAUUUUAAAAGGAAGAAACAAACCUGAGCAAUUUUUAAUCAGAAUUAUUAGACUGUUUUUUUUCAUUUAUUUUUAAGUGGAGAAAAAUUGCUUUACAAUAUUGUAUUGGUUUCUGCUGAACAACAACACAAAUCAGCCAUAAGUUUACAUAUAUUCUCUCCUUCUUGAACCUCCCUCCCUCCCACCAAGCCCCCAUCCCAUCCCUCUAGGUUGUCACAGAGCACCAGGUUGAGCUCCCUGUGUUAGAAAAAUAAUUUAGGACAAAAAGUUGCUGUCUUGAAAGCCAGGUUAGUUAUAGCAAAAUUUCAGAAUGCUAAAGAUUUUUGAAAGUUUUCUAAAGGUAUGAAGUGCUUCAGCACUGAGAAAGAAAAAAGAUAACAAAGAAUUACAAAUCACAUUUCAAUUUUUUUCUCUAUGUUUUCCAUUUGUUGCAAGAAAGAAAGAUGUAGAAGAUGUCAAAAAUGAGUCAAAGUUAUUAAUUUUGGCAAUGAGCUAUGGUUUAUAAAUUUGGCAACAUUCUUUUACUUAAAAUAAUAAGCUGUUUUUUAAUAAUAUGAGGGUUAAGGGUAACAGUCAAGUAUACUGUAUUCCCAUUCAUCUAUAUAUGGAUCUAGAGCAAAGUAUCUCAACUUCUCAGAAUAAAUCUAGAUGAAAAAUAAUUUAUGUUCAAAAUUUUGAACAAUAAAUAUGUUAUUCUAUAUGUUUUCUGACUAACAAGAAGGUAUGCAUUUCUAUACUUAAUGAAAUCUCAAUUCCUAAAACAAUUCUAUUUUUAUUGAUUCCCAAGAAGCUUUCCUUCAUGGUCAAUAUCACUAUCGUUGAAGGCUGGCAGGAGAGUAUGAGAUGAUAUAUAAUACUAGGAUGAUCUGCACCAAUUAUUUCUGUAAAAUAAUUUAAAAUCUGCCCCCCUCAAAAUUUUUAAGCUUUUUUUUUAGUUCAAAUCUCCAUAGUUAAAGAAAACUCCAUGUUGGAGUGGCCAGAUGUUAUCAACAUGAAACCCCCCUCUCCAAAUUUUAUUGGUAUAAAUUACCAGGUUAAAAUCAGAUUGGCUUGAAGUCUCAGAUAAAUUGUUUUUGUAUUAUUUGACUAGAAAGUGUUAUCAAGAAUAAGAAAUUUAAAAAAAGAAUAAGAAAUUUAUUCUUAUGUUAGAUUUCAUUCUAGCAAAGCACGUCUAGAUAAACUGGAUGACUAUAAUUAUCUACAAUAAUUCAAGGAAUUUUAAAAAAUAUAUUUUUGCUCUUGUUGUACAAAGAUAAUUACUAGUGAAUGGUAGCCAAAAUUAUUAUUCUUAUCCUUUUAAUUUGUUUCAAGUAUGUUACCAGACAAUUAUAAAAUCCAUCCCUUUCAGUUGUUAUGCAAUUCAGUGACCUGAAACUGUUGGUACUCAUUGCUUUUUCUUUUAAUCCUUAAAAUUCUUUUUUUUCCUGUCUAAAGAAAAAUUCUCCUACUAAAAUGCAAAUGCAUAUCUGACUAUAGGAAGUAUCCCAUUUUACUUCAGCUGGACUGCAACCAAAAAAAAAAAGACACCUACAUAGAAGAUUACAAGAGACAAAAAUCACUUUGCCUACAUUAAAUUGCCUAAAUAGCUCAACCCUGUUAACUUAGAAGAAAGUUGAAGAUAGAUGGGAAGGCUAACUGAUUAUAGUUUAUUUUUAAAGCACUAUUAAUACAUAACAGAAUAUCAUGAAAUUCAGCAUGUCAAAAUUUUGAUCAAGAAACAGGAAAUAUGCUAAUCAGAAUAAAAAGAUUUAAAGGAACAAAUAAUCUUGUUUUAUAUGUGCCCAUCAGUGCAGAAUUUGGGAAUAUUUGGUACUAUGUCAUUAAUCAAUACUUGCAUUAUGAUCUAAUUUAAUAUUAGCAUAGUCUUUAUGCUGAUAAGAAACCAGGCAAGAGUCCAAAUAUCAAGUGUGGCUAUAACUUGAAUAAACAAUAGAGUUUGAUGUUACUUCUGAGUAAGAUUAUUGAUGAACGUAAAAUGAAUGGGCUAUAUCUAUAGGUGUUACAUGCAGUAAAAUAUUUGGGCUCAAGUUUGUCAGCAUCCUCAGCUUCUCUUUUCUAUCUCUCCCUCCCUCCUUUCCUUCCUUUAAUCCCUCCCUCUUCCUCUCACCCCUUCCUUCCUUCCUUUUUUUCUUUUUCUUAUAAAGUAUGUGAAAAAUAAUAUUUUAUUAUUAUGGUUGAGAUUGCUUUUUCACUUUCACAUGAUGGGACACUUUGUGAAUUCAUGAGAUAAGGAAAAGAAGGUGACUAUUCAGAUACAGACCACUUGGGUAUAGAAAUGAUUGAGACAAUUGAGAACUUGGCUUCUAUAGACAUUUCAUCAGUUAAGACAAACAUGAAUUUUUGUUUUCUUUUUAAAAUGCUCUUCUUUUAUUGAAUUUUAACACGAUUUCAAGAAAUAUCAGGGUCACCCUUUUUGGACAAUCUCCUCCUACAAACAUCUUAAUUUGAAAAAAUCCUCUUGUUUUCAAAUGGUAAAUCUUUCCUUGGGUACCACACUGCUAAAGAUAAAAAUAGAAAAGAAGCUUCUUCUACCUAUAGGGAAAUUUUUUUGCAAAAUCUACUUCCCAGGUACUACUUGAUUUUGUUGGCUCUUUGUCUAGAGAUGACUGAUACACUGUGUUGCUUCCUGUAUACCCUUCUGUAACUCAGUUUGACAUAGUAUGGUGUUUGGGUUCUUUUUUGAGGGUUUGAAAAUGUUUGCUAUCAAUUUCAUGUCUACUGUAUUGAAAAAGUAAUAUGUAUUCCAAAUUUCUUAGCUCUAUGCCUUUAAAUUUUGGCAUAUAUUCAGAUAGUUGUUUAUAACCAUCAUUUUGAGUUAUUCACUAGAAUUAACAAAUUACCAUAAUCUUAAGUAUAAAAACACAGGUUGGAUCAUUUUAUGGUAGUUAUAUUGAGGGAUCAAUUAUUUACAAAUCCCAAUCCAAAACCAUUUUUUUUCCAGGGAAAUUCAGUGAUUUCUAGCAGAUAAUAUGAUUCAUAAAGGAAAAGAAAUAAAACAUCUCAUUUAAAGGAAUAAUGAGAAAGACAGAGAGUAUGUUCUUCUAUUUUAGAUAUCCCUAAAACCACAAUAAUUUGAACAAGUCUUGAACAAGAUUUAAAGAAUAUUUAAUCUCUAAAACUUAAAAUUUUAUUAAUUUUUUGUUGUGUAUUAAUAUUACAUUCAAGCUCUUUACUAAGUUUUCUAUGUGACAUACAUUUGUUUGUGUUCAUUAACAGCAAAUUAUGUAGAAAUGAUAUAGCUAUGUUUUCUCUCUGGAAAGAUUUGCUUCAGUAAGUCAAAUACCUUUGAAUUUUGGUAUUUAUUUCUCAUUUGAACUUCAUUGAACACCUCAGGGAUCUUCUACUGUAACAAAUCAGGUAGUCUGUCAAAGGAAAGGAUAUGAAAAAUUCAGAAAAUUUAAAACUUCAAAGGGAAGAAUUUCUAUGUCAAUCAAUUUUUAUUUAUUCCACAUUGAUAUUUAUUUUGAAAUUGUGAAAAAAUAGGCAUCUUCCAUAUAAAUUGACAUCUAUGAACAUGCGAAUUUCUUUCUUCCUAUAUUUUUCAGUGUUAAGAAAACCUUUGUCUUGAAAUGAUAGACCUUAAUACUUUUUUUUCUUUUUGGAAGAAAUAUGACCAGUAUCUUUGUCAUUUUUAUUUGUUGAGGGAAAUGUUUUAAGUAAUGAAUGUAAAAAUAGAAGAAAUAUGGUUGAGGAAAACAGAUGAAAUAUAAGGUGACAUUUGAGCAGCUGUGAGCUACAGCCCCAUUUUCUCCCUCUAUUUUGUUGCCUCUUACUAAAUUUAUAUUGAAGGCCCAGACUGGCAAAAAUAACAACUACUAGUCAUUGUCUCCUUUUAUUAUUUAGAAAUAAGCAAAAAUUAUUCCAACUAUGUGGAAAUUGAUUCACAUAAUAAUGGCAGCUUAUUACUACUAUGAAAGUCAGGUUAAGUUCAAAUAGAAAAACAGUUCAUGGGCAAAACAACUUUUUGAUUUUCUUAGAGUUGAAUUAACAGCUUUUUCUUUAAAAAAAAAAAACUUCCUGAAAAGUUUUCCUUGGACAAACUGUAAUUUUAUAACUGCCUUUAAUCACAUUAUAAUUUUGGUAAUCAAGUGACAAAGCUGUCUCAUUAUGCUUUUAAAAUUUAUCAAUUAAGUGCAUUUUAGAAGAGAUCGGGCAUGUUCAGGGUGGUAUGGCUAUAGACAAUUAAGUGUAUUUCAGAAAUAAUACAUAUCAUUCUUCAUUUCAAAAUCAAUCUACCUGAAUUCCGACACUUCAACUGUGAAUAGCCAUUUUACCAAGCCAAAGGUUUUCAUUUCCCUAACAGUAUUUAGAUAAAAACAAAACAAACAAAAAUCUGCCUGCUCAUUUUAAUGUGUAAGUAGCCAAUGCAUUUCUAUCAAACAUUCAAAUGCUAUACAAAUAUAAACAGGUUUCCCCAACCCACUUAAUAAAAUCACAUGAGUAUACUGUGCUAGGCCUUCAUUCAGUUCCUCUGCAUGGGGUAGGUUUUACUUAACCAGAUAACAGAAUUGUUUUAAUGUUUUGUCCAAUUCAUUUGCUAUAAUCUUAUGUGUCUAAAUUUUUUGUUUGACCUGUAAUGUAAAUAGUAUUUUCCAUUUGCUAUUCUAUUAUCAAAUUAUAAUUUGUAAACCAUUACUUUUAAAAAUCUAGUUAUCACAAACUUAAACUGCAAUGUCAUAAAAUAAUACUAAGAAAUAUACUAAUAUAUUCAUAGGGCAUGGUUAAGUUACAUAUGUUUUGAAAUGUCAAGCUAUUUUUGAAUUUUAAAGAUGAUUGCAUCCUUUAAACAUGUAGCAUUAAUUUUAAAAGUUUGUUUGGUGUUUCAUAUUAUAUUUUAAGGUAUUUUUUCUUUACUCAAUAGUACAAGUUUAGAGAAGCUUUCUGAUUGAAAGGAUGAAAUAUGUCUCAUUUCACUAGAAGUUUAAGAAUACUAGUGUGUGUAAAAGUAUGUAAGCACUUAUAGGAUUAUAAACGUCUUUGCUUUUGAUGUAACACCACUUUUUAUUCAUUUGAUUGUGCUUAUUUAUAGUUAUUCUAAAUCGUGCAUGAUGUAAAUAGUAUGUUUCAUUAUGUAAAAUGUCUUUGUAUUUACAGACCGAAAAAUAAGAUAAAUUUGUAUAUGAAAAAUCAGUGAUUAAAAAUUUGGGAUUCUUAUAAAACAAAGUAGAAAUAACAGUUGUGUGUUCUAUUUACAUAAUUCAUUACAAAACUCUCUGUUUAAACCAAACAUUUAUUUACCUUAUAAGUCAAAACUGUCACUUAUAAAAUAUUUAAAUCAAUAAACAAUACCAAAACAGA
This is a messenger RNA of Bubalus bubalis (water buffalo), 16598 nucleotides long. RefSeq names its product guanylate cyclase 1 soluble subunit alpha 2 (gene GUCY1A2). Gene Ontology annotation, molecular function: guanylate cyclase activity; heme binding. NCBI's taxonomy places the organism in Eukaryota, Metazoa, Chordata, Mammalia, Artiodactyla, Bovidae. The record is from RefSeq and is a predicted model, not a curated record. The coding region runs from base 142 to 2334 and encodes 730 amino acids. Gene Ontology annotation, cellular component: guanylate cyclase complex, soluble. The transcript is spliced from 8 exons. Gene Ontology annotation, biological process: cGMP biosynthetic process; response to oxygen levels.